CAAGUCCCUAAAGCCUGCUCAACGGACCAAUGGUUGAGCCCUGUUGUGCAAAGUUGAGGAACGACAAGCCAAUCAUUGAGCCCUGUUGAGGAGAGCUGAGCAGCGAUCAGCCAAUCAGAGACCUCUGUUGUGGAAUCGUCAUUCGAGACUGAGCUGUGUUAGAAAAAUUCUGGCGGCCAUCUUUUGUUAAUGCAGUCGGCCGUUUGACAGAUUUGACAGACUAAUAUUUUUAUUCUCAGAAAGAAUGGAGAGCCAUGAUUCAGGUAAACUGCUGCUGCUCUCCACGACCACGACCGGUCCGGCGCCAACUUCGUCAAGAAGUACGAGUCCAGGUGGGGCUACACCCUCUUUGGUCGUUGCCUCGGAGCCGACACGCCAGAGACCAGCGCAGCCCAGAAGACCAAGUUUGGCUGGAUGAGGUACCCCCAAGCAGCGCAGGUGACCGAGGAGAGCCGUCUUCUGUACCUCCUGAUUAAGAUGCUGCAGCACCAUCCCACCUGCAGCAAAUUCCACUUGUCUCCCAGCAAGCUGACCUCAUCCAUCAAAGGCCAGUACAAGAGGAUUGCCGACAGAGUGAGGGACGACCCGGUCGUGGGCAGCCUCGCCAUCCCGCUGCCCAACAUAAACGUCAAGUCCAUCAGCAACUUUUUCAGGAGGGAGGAGAAGAUGGCCAACUUCAGGGCAACGGUCAGGCCAAGAGUGAAGACUCAUCGGAAUGUUCUGUCAGGCCAACCAAUGCCUGAUGCCCCUGCUCUGCCGUCGUCACUGCCACCACCAGAUAGACCUCAGGUGCAGUACCAGGAGCCUCACCAUGUCGCUGGCAAAAGGCGUGGGGAAAAGCGGAGGUUGGACUUUGAAGACCCACAGCCAGACUGUCAACCAGGGCCUUCAAACCGCUGUAUCCAGCCCAAGCCUGCCACUGCAUCCUACGUGCCAUCUGCCGUGGCAAAAGCACCUGUCCUCCUGUUGGACUUUGAAGACCCACAGCCAGACUGUCAACCAGGGCCUUCAAACCGCUGUAUCCAGCCCAAGCCUGCCACUGCAUCCUACGUGCCAUCUGCCGUGGCAAAAGCACCUGUCCUCCUGGUGCUGCCAACCCAACCACAGGCUCCAUCAGUGAGGUUGCUGCCAUCUGCCAACCCAGUCUUCCUCCCUGUCCUCCCACAGUGAAACCUGUUAUGCCCAACAAGUCCAAUAAGCCAUGUGGGGCUUGCAAGGUGCCGCAGUGUGGGGGGCAGCGGAAGAAAUACACCCCUUCCAAAGACAAGGUGGCUGGAAGCAGCCAGAAAAUCUUCACCUUUUGUCCCUCCACCAAUAUGUCCACCACACCUGGCUUCGAAGGUGUAACAUACACCAGCUAUGAACACUUUAAAACUGUGGUGGAUGGGGAACUGGAGAAGAGGAGAACCACCCUCUAAACCUGUUGUGGGUUGCAAUGACUGUCACACACACUGACACACACACACACACACUGACAGACACAUACACGCUGACACACACACACACAUACUGACAGACACAUACACGCUGACACACACACACACACACACACACACACUGAGACACACACACACAAUGAUGUAAAUAAUGUGAAAUUGUUUAAAAACGUUUUAAAUGUUUAUAAUGUAUAUUUAUUUAACUUAUUUGUGUGUUGUUUUUUACAUACAUGUUUUAGUGUAAUUCAUGUGUUUCAUACAAAAUGUUCAUUCAUGUUUCAUUCAUACAUAUCUGUUACUACCUGAAAUUACCUUUUGCAUCAAGCAUUUGGGAUUCGUCACGUCAUGUUUGAUUUCACGUUUCAUUCCUGUG
Messenger RNA from Alosa sapidissima (American shad), 1809 nucleotides. RefSeq lists its product as uncharacterized. The transcript has 4 exons. The coding region runs from base 415 to 1170 and encodes 251 amino acids. NCBI's taxonomy places the organism in Eukaryota, Metazoa, Chordata, Actinopteri, Clupeiformes, Clupeidae. The record is from RefSeq and is a predicted model, not a curated record.